AUGUGGUUCCAGAUCUCCUUUUUCGAUUCUUCUGAGCUUGAUGUUUGGUGUAAGGUUAGAUUGGAGUUCUAUUGCUUCAAUUUUUUGUUCUUUCUUCUUUGAUUUGGUAAUUUUUGGAUUGAUAUUGUGCUGCGUGAGACUCGAUUGGAGCUUGGUGUGAUCUUUGAUCUUCGAUUUUGAGGUAAUCGAUUUUGUCUUGUGAAUUCAUAUUCAUUUUUUGAGGUAUUCGAUUUUAUUGUAGUCUGAUUUUUGGUGAUUUCAUGUUCGAUUAAUUAAAUUGUUGAUUAGGUUUUCGUUUUUAAUUUUUGCAGUCUUGGAGUUUAAAUUUGAAAUGCUUCUCCAAUUCUUCUUGAUUUUAUCUGUUUAUUUUUGUUAUUGCUGAUUUGGAGGUAAGCUAUUUGAUUUUCUGAUUUCGUUCUAAUUUGUAGUUAGAUAUUCGUUUGGGUUUUAAAUUGUGAUUUUAAUUUUUUUUUUAUAAUUUGGAUUAAUUUCAGAUUCGUUUUGAUUGUGGAUUUGCUCUUGUGUUUUGGUUUGAGGUGUGGUGAAAAUUUUGUGAUAUUCGAUUUGGUUUUCAUAUUAAUUGAGGUAUGCUUUUUCAGUUGAAUCUGAGUAUAUUCGUGUUUUUUCUGUUUAUGCACUAUUGAUUUUUGAGUCGACUAUAAUUCACUCGGCAUCCACUGUUAUUGCUAGUAGUCAUUUUUGUUUUGUUUGUUAUUUUUUGUAGAGAUAUGGAUGAUUCAAGAGUGGCGAAGUGCACCUAUGGUGCUGGAACUUUAAUGUUUAUUUUGUCUUCAACUACUACUUUUGAUUGGGUGUCCAACGAGUUGUGUAGUAGGUUUAAGCUUAAGUUAGGUGAUUUUGAGUUGAGGUACUCUUUUACGGAUUGCUCCAAUUGUUUAUUGGAAUAGGAUGAUGAUUUGAAAAUCAUGUUUAUGGUAUGUGGACUGAUGAAGGAUCAAUUAAUUCACAUUGCAAAUGUUAGGGAUAAGGCUGUAGUGAAUCAUGUUCAAACUGUUCAUACGAACAUAAUUGCUUCUCCUUUUUUGUUGGAGGCUGUUCCUAACAAUGACAGUUUUGCACAAGAUGAGGAUACAUGUAAAGAUUCAAGUCAAACUGGUAGUAUUGUUGAUUCAAGUGCAGCUUCUUCUUCUUGUUUGAGUAUGGAUUUUGAUGGUAUUAGUAGUGAGUUUGGAAAUGAAUAUUUAGGCAAAUAUGGUAGUUGUGGAGGUCGUAAGUAUUUGUCUACUGAUUGGGAGGGUUAUAUUACUCAUGAGGGUCAGAAGUUUGAGGGUGGAGUUUGUGAAUUCUGUGAUAAGUUGGCUAAGUACACGAUUGAGAAUGGUUUUAGGAUGAAGUAUUUGAAAAAUGAGCCUCUUCAUGUUACUGCCGUGUAUGCUAAGAAGGAAUCAAAUGGCUGUGAGUGGCAUGUGCAUGUUGUUAAGUCUAAUGUAAAUGGAUUCUUUUAUAUUAAGAAUUUAAAUAACGUACACAGUUGCAGUAGUUUGAUCCGUGAGAAGAGAAAUAAGGCAAUGGGGUCUCGUUUGGUGUCUUCAAUUGUCAAAGAUAAAGUUCGUAGCAAUCCUUUGGUAAGGCCUAUUGAGCUGAUUACUGAUUUGAAGGAAAAUUAUGGAUUGGAUAUCCCUUAUCAUGUUGCAUGGUAUAGGAAGGAGUCGGCUACUAAGGAUUUACAUGGUGAUGAGGAGUUGUCUUAUGCUCACCUGCCUUGGUAUGUGGAUGUUUUGAAGGCCAGCAAUGUCGGAUCUCAUUGUGUGCUUGACUGUGGCGAGGAUGGUUCUCGUUUCCAGCGGAUCUUUAUAUGUUUUAAGGCCUCUAUUGAUGGUUUUCUAUGGUGUAGGCCUAUGCUGUUCAUUGAUGGUACUUUUAUCACAAACAAGUACAAGGGUACUCUUUUAGGAGCUACUGCAAAGAAUGGAAAUAGAGAAGUAUUCCCUUUUGCCUUUGGAAUUGUAUCCGGUGAGACUGUAGACAAUUGGAGGUGGUUUCUGCAAAGGAUAUCUGAAGUCUUGGUGGAUGAAGGUAGGCAACUUGCAUUCAUUUCUGAUAGGCAUGGUGCUAUUAUCGAUGCUGUUAGGACUGUUUUUCCUGCUUCUGCCUAUGGUUUUUGUCUAUAUCAUUUGAAAGAGAACUUGAAAAAGAAGUAUCCGCAUUCUAGGUAUGGGGAGGUUAGUAAUGCCUUGUUCGAGUCGUUUAAUUCAUGGGUUAAGGAUGUGAGUAGGCUUCCAAUUUAUGAGAUGAUUGACAUUGUUAAGGUCAAAAUGAUGGAGAUGAUUUCUAGGAGGAAGCUUGCAUCCGAGAAAUGGUGUAGUGUUUUGUGUCCAGUUAUUGAGGAUGAGUUGAAGAAUUUAGCUGCAAAGGGUCAUCAUUGGAGGAUAUGUCACGCGAGUGAAUCUAUAUUUGAAAUUCAUGCUGAUUUGAGUGUUAUGCAUGCGAUUCAAGUUAUCCAACAUUCUGGGUUAUGUUUGUACAACUUUGUUAAUGAGUAUUACAAGGCAGACUUUUAUAGGGCUACUUAUGCAACCCCUAUAUUUCCCAUACCUGAUAUUGAGAAGCCUCCUACUAGAGAUGUUUUUCUUCUACCUCCUCAUACAAGAAAGCCUCCAGGACGAUCUCCAACAAAGCGCUUCAAGUCAAGCAGUGAAACUAAAGGGCAGGUGAAGUGCAAGAGAUGCGGUUGUUGUGAUCGUCAUAAUAAGAGGACUUGCAAGGCUCUUAUUUGA
Prunus persica (peach) is the source of this 2738-nucleotide messenger RNA. RefSeq lists its product as uncharacterized. Bases 927 to 2738 code for a protein of 603 amino acids. NCBI's taxonomy places the organism in Eukaryota, Viridiplantae, Streptophyta, Magnoliopsida, Rosales, Rosaceae. The record is from RefSeq and is a predicted model, not a curated record. The transcript is spliced from 4 exons.